CGUCGUUAGCGGUUCUUAUAUUAAGUUUUAACUUGUGAAGUUUUCUUAUACAAGAACCGCUAACGACAUUAGCGGUUCUUUUGAAAAAAAAAAAAUAAAUAAAAAAAAAAAAAUACCAAUCUUCCAACCAACUUGCGUGAAAAAAAAAAUAAAAAAAAUAAAAAACCAAAUCAAAGUUCAUUAAAUUCGUGCCUUUUCAACCUCCCUAGAAAGUCACUAAACCCCUUCUCUCAAAAACCCCUCACAGCCAAAACUUUGCCGGCGACGGUGCCGUUGUCUAUAUAUGCCUUAACCCCACUUCAAUUUCUACUUCACAGCAUCGGAAGCGCAAACAUAUUUUCAUACUCAAAUUCUUAUAUAUAUAUUUUUUUUUUGUUUUUUUGGUGAAAAAUUCAAAUAUUUAUUCCCUACUUUUCAGGUUUGCUUCUUUACAAUCUUUGCCCUCAUUAAGACGAAAUUAUCCUACCGUUGUUUUGGUUGAUACAUGAUUUCUCAUUGAAGGAACCAUCAGUGGUAAAAGAAGAAUGUCUCAUUAUCGUGUAGCACCUCUACACAAACUCCUAAGAAAUGCCAUGGGGAUUAGCUGCACCAGCAUAACUUCUUCCACUAGAACUCCUGCUGGAAUUGGUCUCUUCUCUCGGCGUCUUCUUCAGCCGUUGUCAUAUUCACCUCCCCGAUAUUAUUGCGCCAAUCAUGUCUCAAAUAUCAACCCGGUUGCCCUACAAAUGGUUGAUUAUGCUCUUGGCCUUGCUCGCUCUCAGAAAACUGAUGAAUCAUAUGGGGAAGCUUUGCUGGUAUUGGAGCAGGGUCUAUCUUCUCAAUCACAAGAAGGGCCAGAUGCUACUGUAGAGAAUACCAAGGGGGUGAUUUUACUCGCUAUUUCUAGUCUAUUGUCUGAAAGGGGGAAUAUUGAUGAAGCUAUGCAAGCCUUGCUGAUGAUCCAGGAUUUAAGUAGCUCUUAUGUUGGUGUAAGAGUUGCUGCAAUGGAAGCACUUGUUGGGCUCAAUUUAGAAAUCGGUUUGGAUGAUACCUCAUCAGUGCUCGCAGAUAAGUGUUUGAAACUAUUGGAGCAUGAAAGCUUGGAGACUGGUGAUGAGCGUGGCUAUAAAGUUUUUAGUGCACGUUCUAAAGCCAUUAAAGGCUUGGUUGAGAUAGUUCAUGGAAAUAUGGAAUCAGCCAAGGGCUUCUUUGAAGGUUGUCGAGAUGAGGGCUGCAUUGGCAAUGCAUCUCUGUCAUAUGGUGAAUUCUUGCAUGCUAAGCGGGACUUCAAUGCUGCAAAGGAGUUGUAUCAAAAGGCCAUUGAUGAAUCAUCUGAGAAGAAGAAUUUCAAUUAUCCAUAUGACUUGGGGGCAUGCAAUAUGUCACCAGAAGAAGUUCUGUUGGCAGCCACAUGUGCUUUGGGGCAGCUUGAGUCUCAUUUGGGGAAUUUUGGGGAGGCAGAACUGAUUAUGACAAGGGCAUUGAAUAAAGCAGAAGAAUCUUUUGGCACACACCAUCCUAAAGUGGGAGCUGUCUUAACUUGCAUAGCACUCCUGUAUCGACAGAAAGCAAUUGCCGAACGCUCAAGCUCUCUCUUGAUACAAGAGGGACUCUACAGGAAGGCUAUAGAUAUGCUAAAAGCUCCUCCAUUAGAGACAGAUGAUGCAAAAGCAAAUGUGGAGCAUGUUCGAGAAAACGUGGAUAAAAGGGAUAUCGUUGCCCUUGCCAGAGGGGGUUAUGGUGAAGUACUUAGCGUCCAGCAAAACAGAAAUGCUGAAGGAGAAAGAAUGCAGAAAUGGGCAGAGGCUUGGUGGAGAAAUCGUCGGCUAUCACUUGCAGAAGCAAUCGACAUAUCCCAGUCUUCUUCCAAAGUCCUGGUACUUGAUACUAGGAUAUGCAGAGCACUUUAGAUGCUGAAACAUCCUUCUGUAUCAAAAGAUCUGUGAGUCUCUAGAUGCUGUACAAAAUAAAUCAAGCAACUAAUUUUGUCUUGCUACCUGAUUUGUACCAUUCUACAUUUCUGCUGUCAUGUGGGGUAAAUGAGAACUUGUGUUUGUUUUAUGGCCUGUCUGUGCAAGUACAUGGCAAUUUUGGAUUUAGUGGGUAAAACACUAGGGAUUUCUAGUUGCUGAUCUGUUCUAAGCCAUGUCUAGUCUAAAAUAAUUGUAUGAAAUUGAUGUCUAUCAUAAGGAAUAAUUUCAUGUACAUCUUAAAGUGCUAUGGUAUAUCAUAAUAUUAGAGAGAACUGUGAAGUUGCUCUUCUUAUGAUAGUAAUGGAGGCAUAUAAGUUGUCAAGAUGGUGUAGAAAGUAGCUAUUUUCCACUCUUGGAGAUUGGCCAUAUUGCUCAUUA
Chenopodium quinoa (quinoa) is the source of this 2330-nucleotide messenger RNA. RefSeq lists its product as uncharacterized. Gene Ontology annotation, cellular component: mitochondrion. Lineage: Eukaryota; Viridiplantae; Streptophyta; Magnoliopsida; Caryophyllales; Amaranthaceae. The transcript has 14 exons. The coding region runs from base 525 to 1889 and encodes 454 amino acids. Gene Ontology annotation, molecular function: protein binding. The record is from RefSeq and is a predicted model, not a curated record.